UCCCAGGGUUCCUCCAGAGGUUUCUCAGCCAGGGUUCCAUGGAAUACCAGGGUUCCUCAAGAGGUUUCUCAGCCAGGGUUCCAUGGAAUCCCAGGGUUCCUCCAGAAGUUUCUCAGCCAGGGUUCCAUGGAAUCCCAGGGUUCCUCCAGAGGUUUCUCAGCCAGGGUUCCAUGGAAUACCAGGGUUCCUCAAGAGGUUUCUCAGCCAGGGUUCCAUGGAAUCCCAGGGUUCCUCCAGAGGUUUCUCAGCCAGGGUUCCUCCAAAGGUUUCUCAGCUAGGGUUCCAUGGAAUCCCAGGGUUCCUCCAGAGGUUGCUAGGGGGUUCCCUGAGCAACUAG
Staurois parvus is the source of this 337-nucleotide messenger RNA. The record is from the annotation of a GenBank genome assembly. NCBI's taxonomy places the organism in Eukaryota, Metazoa, Chordata, Amphibia, Anura, Ranidae.